AUGAAUUAACAAAAGCAUUUCAAAUUCAUACUCUAAUAUCUAGAAUUCAGUUCCAAAUCAGAUCAAUAGUCGUACGAAUUAACAAUCUUAUUGAAACGCAGUACAGCUGCUGCUCAAUAAGUUGUUACUAAAUUACCAAUCAAGAAUCCUGAACGCACCAUGACUAUAUGUCGUCUUCCUAUUGAUUAAGUUGUUGAGUUUCAAUAACGAAUGAUCAAAAAGGAUGGAAUCUAUGCUGAUUAUAAUGUAAACUCUCCUUAUAUAGUUAGAUCAAAUUCCUUUUCUAUUUAGCAGGCAAUCAAUUGCUUGGUGAUUGUGUAAUUAACUUAGCAUACUUUCUUGAUGGUGGAGCACCUCAAGAUUAAAAAUAAAAAAAACCACUCACAUCUACGACAGAUAAGAGAGCUGCCUUACUCUUUAAAGUGAUUAAGGAUUCAAUGUUCGAAUCUUAAGAAUUGCCUAUAGCAGACAUUCCUGCUCCAGUUAAUGGACCUGCACCUCAGACAGCCCGAACAUCCAGUACUAGAAAGAUAGACUCUAGAACAACUAGAGCUCGUAGUCAAUCUCCACCAAAGGAGUUUAAGAGCACUAUAAUGAUAAGUAAAGCCAAUGAAUAACCAGUUUAAUAAACUGUAUCACAAUCCUAAUUCUAAUAAUAAUAACAUUAAUAGAUAUAAUAGGAUAAUCUUACUUAAAAAUUUGUACAAUUAGGUGAAAAAUUUCAAUAAUAGAAAUUACAAUAAACAAUUCAACCAACAACAUCAUCACCACCUCCUGAAUAUGAUAAUUUCAAAGAAAUCAAUGAUCUUCUUUCUUAAUAAGAGGCUGAAUUAGAAAAAUAGAUUGAAUAAUUAGAUAUUCAUAUUAGAUCUGAUGGAAAAUUUAAGAAGAUUUUUGAUGAUUCCACAUUCAAUAAUUUUGACGUUAGUUCUUAAGAUUCAGAAAUCUAAUAAUGGAAAUAGAAAUGUGCAGAACUUGAAGAAAAAUUUAAUAAGAUUCAAGAUGAAAAUUAACAUCUUACUGUCAUUAUUAGAUAAUAGAGUGAAUAAUUAAAAAAAAUUAAUUAAAGAUCUCAAUCUGGUUAUAAAUAAAUCAAUGAUAAUACUCUCAAUUAAUCUACAACAUCAAAUCAAGAAUAAUAUGAAAAAACUAUUGAAAAGAAAAACUAAAUCAUUAAAGAAUUAUCUAAUUAAUUAUUAGAAUUAGAAAAGAAUGCUAAUGUUAAUGUUAUUGAUUAAUUGAAGAGUUAAAUUUUAAGAUUAGAACAAUAAAUGUAAGAAAAAGAAGAUUAAUGGUUAGCAUAAGAAAGAAUCUAUAAGGAUAAGAUAAUUUAAUUGUUAUAAAAUACAGAAUGA
Molecule: messenger RNA, 1355 nt
Organism: Paramecium pentaurelia
Lineage: Eukaryota; Ciliophora; Oligohymenophorea; Peniculida; Parameciidae
Source: the annotation of a GenBank genome assembly